CCCGCCCCGGGGCCACGGCUAUGCGGGUGGCGGGUCCAGCCCCUGCCGCUGGCUCGGCUGCCGGUGCCGCCCGUCCUCCGCGGGGUCCCCGGGGCCGCCGCCGGGUGCGGCCGUCCUUCGUGGAUGAGUCGCUGUUCGGCCGGCCCGCGGGGGCCCGCUCGCCGCCGCCCGCCUUCCCGCCGCCCUGGGCGGCUCCGGCGGCUCCCUCGGCCCGCGGCUCCCGGCCCGGCAGCCAGUGCAGGUCCCGAAGCCACGCUCCGUCCUUCUGUGACGAGUCCCUGUUUGGUGCCAAGCCGCAGGGUCCUGCCUGGGCAGCUCCGCGGAUGAGGAAGGAAGAUGUAGCCAAGCUCCACUCGCUGCUCUGGAGCCCCCCGCCCGCCCCCCAGAGCCAGCCCGGCCUCUCCGCACACCGCAGGGGCGCUCCCCUGCGAGCCCUGCACCCGCCGGCCUCCGCGCCUCCCGCCGCAUCCGAGCCCGGCCGCCAGGAGAAGCUGCGUGCCUGGAGGCACCCCGGCAGCGAUGCUUGCCCCAAAGGCUGGGCUGCUCCAGGCAGAGGACGUUCCCAGUCUGUCAGCCGGCUGAGCGCACCCCCGGACAGGAUUCACCUUUCUUCCAACCUCGGCACAGAAAGGUGGAAGAACCAGAGCGCUCCAACAACCCCUGCAGCCCCCCAGGGCUCUCUGGUGAGGGGUCGGUCCAACAGCGUGUCUGGAUCUCCUGUGCCCAGGAAUGCCAAGGCAGCAGGUGGCUGCACAGCCAGACCCCCCUGGAAGUGAUGCCAAGUGUCCCUCUGGAUGUACAUACAGCCUUAGCCUAUCUGAGGCCUCCCUGAGGCCAAGCCCACGAGGACCCUGAGCUUUUCCGUGCUGGAAACAAAGGAUGGGGCUGUUCCAUGCUGGAAGACAAGCUGGGAGCCAGAGGUGACCACAGUGCUGGGAGCAGUGACCUCCUGGUUCAGGGCACACCCCCACGGCACCAGAGUGGGAGAGCCUUGGUGGGAACAGCUGCUUCCCGUGAUGUGCAGGGGUGUCAGAGGAGGUUCCUGCUGUCUGGGAAGUCCAGCCAGGAGGUUGGAGCAGCAGGGGACAGGAGUGCCCCCAGUGCAGUGCAGGGCCCAAUCAGGCACAGGGACAUUGAGGGACAGUGCAGCUCUGUGGGGACAGGCAGGGGCCCUGCAGCUCCCAGAAGAGGGGGUGCUGCUGGGGUGGGGUCCCAGGGGAGUCUGGCUGGGGCAGUUGGGGUUUGAGGGCCCUGACAGGGACCUUUGCUGAGCAUGUGUGGUGAGAGGAGACCUGCUCCAUCCCACCUGUGCUCAUGCCUCCAGGAAUGCAGGACAUCCCUAGUCUGACCUGCUCAAGGUGGGUCCAAGGUGGUAGAAACCCCUAGGAAUAGAGGCUGCACAGCCUCUCUGGCCUCCUUCCCACUGCUCCUCUGUCCUCGGGGUGAAAAUUCUCCCUGUAUCCAGUCAGAGCCUUUCUAGUUUGAUGUUGUCUCUGUUCUCUCAUUCUGCACCCGAGCACAAACCUUGGCCCAACCCUCAUGGCCACCUCCUCUUUGCAGGUGUUGAGGGGCUGCUGAGGCCCUCCCAAAGGUUCCCUUCUGCAGGAAAUGAGCUCCAUUCCCUCUGCCUCCAUGCACAGGAUGUGCCUUGGUGUCUCCCUGCUGUCCUUGCUUUGUGCCACCCACACCUUAUGGACUCCUCUGACAAAGCAGGACGAGGGAGGACGAGCACUGCCCUGUGUCCCGCUGGCAGCGGGGUGUCCCAGGCUGGAUGGGGUUUGUGACACAGAAGGAUCUGCCCAGGGAUUUUGGCAGCUCGUGGUGAUGAGGAGGUGCUGAGUAGAUCCAUAACUGUGUGGCUGAGGGUUGUGAGGUGCUCACAGCAGUGCCACGGUGUCACUAAAUAAGUGCUCUGAGACAAAUCUGGGAUCUCUGGGAUGCUGCUGAGGGAUCUGGGCACCUCCAAAGCUCCUCCACUUCCUUUGCUGAGGUGGGAAAGAGCAGCUCUGUGAAUGGAGGUGGAUAAAGGACACGGGGUGGGUGAUGUGGGGUUUGCAGUCACUGCUCCUUGGGGAGGGAGGCUGCAGUGAGGAGCUGCUGAGGUUCCGGGGAGUUUGGUAACUCCCAUGCCAAGGGAAACACUCAAGUUCACCCAAGGACACACCAAGCCAUGUUAAGAGCAUCGUUGUGCCCCCAGAAAUGAUUUUAUUGCACCUUGAACAGCAGCAGGAUCGAGCCUUGACUCACUCCAGCAGAUGGAGCUGGAGCCAGCCAGGAGCUUGCACUGAGGGGAAUUUCUGCUCAUUUCUGGGCCUGAUGGGAAGCAAGAAUAACCUGACAUUAUUAAAACCUGAGAAGGUGAGUGAGGAUCCUUCACUCCACACUCUCAGAUCUCUCCCAGUGCUUCCCACUGAGGCAAUCCAGCAGCUCUUCUCCAGCUGGGGUAAAAUUGGAGGGACAGGAAACAACUGUGGCCUUCUCAAGAGGAGGGGUUGGCAGUGCUGGUGUCAAUGUGAGCCUGAUCAGCUGUGUUUGGGAUGUGGGCACAGUGAGAACUGUGCAGGCUGUGAAGGCUGCAGGUGUCACUGGGCUGGGAGAGAGCCCAGAUGUGAUUUGGACACUAGAUGGAGACAAGAGGGUUGAGGAUUGACACAGGAGCAGGAAUGCUGUUCCAGCAGCAGCUGGGAGAUCCAGAGAGGCGAGUCCUCAGCAAACUGGGGGAACUACCCUGGAAUCUAAGCAGCAGAGAACUGAACCAGUGUGAUCCUGGAGAGCUGCAGUCCUUGAAAGAGGAAGCCUCUGAUUUUAAGGAGAGAUUUUAUCCGAAAAUCAAGUUAACAGUGGCCAGGAUUGGCCACUUUACCCCCACUGCUGUGCUCAGGGUACGAGGAAUCAGUGGGGGAAACUAGAGCCCAUCUCAUCAGCCACUCAUUCCUGUCCCACACUGGCCCAGGCUGUCACCAAGGCCUUCCACGAGGUCAAAACUGGCACUUCCUUGCUGUUUACACAUGAAGACAAUGUUGUUUAAGUAUAAAUGGGUUGUUUGCA
Serinus canaria (Common canary) is the source of this 3048-nucleotide messenger RNA. RefSeq names its product RBPJ interacting and tubulin associated 1 (gene RITA1). Gene Ontology annotation, cellular component: nucleus; cytoplasm. Gene Ontology annotation, molecular function: tubulin binding. The coding region runs from base 21 to 776 and encodes 251 amino acids. The transcript has 2 exons. Gene Ontology annotation, biological process: negative regulation of Notch signaling pathway; Notch signaling pathway; nuclear export. Lineage: Eukaryota; Metazoa; Chordata; Aves; Passeriformes; Fringillidae. The record is from RefSeq and is a predicted model, not a curated record.